Molecule: messenger RNA, 565 nt
Organism: Stegostoma tigrinum
Lineage: Eukaryota; Metazoa; Chordata; Chondrichthyes; Orectolobiformes; Stegostomatidae
Product: poly(rC)-binding protein 3-like
Exons: 1
Biological process (GO): negative regulation of mRNA splicing, via spliceosome
Cellular component (GO): nucleus; cytoplasm
Molecular function (GO): mRNA binding
Source: RefSeq, a predicted model, not a curated record
CGUCAUGGACCCUAAAGUUACCGAAGGCGGGCUGAAUGUUACUCUUGCCAUCCGACUGCUGAUGCAUGGGAAGGAAGUUGGAAGCAUCAUUGGAGAGAAAGGUGAAACUGUGAAGAAAAUGCGCGAGGAGAGUGGUGCACGCAUUAAUAUCUCUGAAGGAAAUUGUCCCGAGAGAAUUGUAACCAUCACAGGUCCAACUGAUGCGAUAUUCAAGGCAUUUGCAAUAAUCGCUUUUAAAUUUGAGGAGGACAUCGAUAACUCAAUGUCGAAUAGUACAGCCACCAGUAAACCACCUAUAACCCUGCGGCUUGUGGUUCCAGCCAGUCAGUGCAGAUCACUGAUUGGCAAAGGGGGUUCCAAGAUUAAAGAAAUUUGUGAGUCAACAGGGGCUCAAGUCCAGGUGGCAGGGGAUAUGCUGCCCAAUUCCACUGUGCGUGCUGUGACAAUCAGUGUGUAAAUGCAAAUAUGUGUGGUGAUGCUGGAGUUCCCACCGAAAGGUGCCACCAUCCCCUACCGCCCAAAGUUUUUUUUCGGCAGUAGAUUCGCCAACUUUAAGUACAUUUAA